CACAUUUGCCUCUUUUACUUUUUUCCACAUCUUCUCUCUCUUUUUCUCUCUUGUACUAAGUAACCUUCUCACCUUCCCACCAUUUGCUGCAUUGCAUCACACUCACUAACGACGAGUUCAUAGGAGUAACAGAAGAAGAAAAAAUGGCUGGAGGUGGAGGUGGAGGAGGAGGAGCUGCAGCACCACCUAAACAGGAAGAGCUUUUGCCUCAUCCUGUUAAAGAUCAGCUACCAAAUGUUUCAUACUGUAUCACUAGUCCCCCUCCAUGGCCGGAGGCGAUUAUACUUGGUUUUCAACACUACUUGGUCAUGCUGGGGACAACUGUUUUGAUACCAGCUUCUCUAGUUUCACAGAUGGGAGGAGGAAAUGAAGAAAAAGCAAAGGUGAUUCAGACUCUUUUGUUUGUCGCUGGUAUAAACACUUUGGUUCAAACAUUUUUUGGGACACGUCUACCAGCAGUUGUUGGAGGAUCGUAUACCUUUGUGCCAACAACCAUUUCGAUAAUCUUGGCUGGUCGCUAUGAUGAUAUUGUGGAUCCUCAGGAGAAAUUUAAGAGGAUAAUGCGUGGAACGCAGGGCGCGCUUAUUGUUGCUUCAUCCCUCCAAAUUGUUGUUGGAUUCAGUGGCCUUUGGCGCAAUGUAGUGAGGUUCAUAAGCCCUCUCUCUGCUGUUCCCUUGGUUGCUCUGUCAGGCUUUGGACUUUAUCAGCUCGGUUUUCCUAUGCUUGCUAAAUGUGUCGAGAUUGGACUGCCAGAAAUUGUAAUCCUACUACUGUUUUCACAGUACAUUCCUCAUGUGAUAAAAGGAGAUAGGCAUAUCUUUGAUCGCUUUGCGGUUAUAUUCUCUGUGGCAAUUGUGUGGACUUAUGCUCAUAUUCUCACUGUCGGUGGAGCUUAUAAAAACGCACAAACUGAGACUCAGAAUACUUGCAGAACUGACCGUGCCGGACUCAUAAGUGGCGCAAAGUGGAUUUAUGUUCCAUAUCCUUUUCAAUGGGGAGCUCCUACAUUUGAUGCCGGAGAAGCUUUUGCUAUGAUGGUUGCUUCAUUUGUUGCAUUAAUAGAGUCAACUGGUGGUUAUAUUGCUGUUUCAAGGUAUGCAAGUGCGACUCCAUUGCCACCUUCAGUACUUAGCCGUGGCAUCGGUUGGCAGGGGGUAGGAAUUAUGUUGUCCGGGAUCUUUGGGACCGGGAAUGGAUCAUCAGUUUCCAUAGAGAACGCUGGACUGUUAGCUUUGACGCGAGUUGGUAGCCGAAGGGUUGUUCAAAUAUCCGCCUUAUUCAUGAUCUUUUUCUCCAUUCUCGGAAAGUUUGGAGCUGUGUUUGCUUCAAUCCCAGCACCAAUAGUUGCAGCAUUAUAUUGCCUAUUCUUUUCCUAUGUCGGUUCGGCAGGCCUCGGUUUCCUUCAGUUCUGCAAUUUGAACAGCUUUAGAACCAAAUUCAUCAUAGGAUUCUCCAUUUUCAUGGGAUUCUCUAUACCGCAAUACUUCAAGGAGUACACAGCAAUUAAGCACUAUGGUGCUGUGCACACUCAUGCUACAUGGUUCAACGACAUGAUCAAUGUCCCUUUCUCAUCAGAAGCAUUUGUUGCUGGUAUUUUGGCAAUAUUCUUGGAUGCAACAUUGCGCAAGAAUGAUAGCCAAACUCGUAAAGACAGAGGCAUGCAUUGGUGGGACAGAUUCAGUUCAUUCAAGAAAGAUACAAGAAGUGAGGAGUUUUACUCUCUACCUUUCAAUCUCAACAAGUUUUUCCCUUCUGUGUGAUUAUGCAUUGGAUUGGACCAUGUUAUUAAAAAUUUAGGUGUGUGAAGUUAUAGAAUAUGUUCCUGCAAUGUCUCUCAUUGUAGGUACUAAAUAUUGUCUAUAAUAAUUAAUAACUUACAAAGGUUAAUUUCUUUAUUCUUC
Molecule: messenger RNA, 1901 nt
Organism: Trifolium pratense (red clover)
Lineage: Eukaryota; Viridiplantae; Streptophyta; Magnoliopsida; Fabales; Fabaceae
Product: nucleobase-ascorbate transporter 7-like
Exons: 15
Coding region: 144-1760 (538 amino acids)
Biological process (GO): transmembrane transport
Cellular component (GO): plasmodesma; plasma membrane
Molecular function (GO): transmembrane transporter activity
Source: RefSeq, a predicted model, not a curated record